Messenger RNA from Spathaspora passalidarum NRRL Y-27907, 706 nucleotides. RefSeq lists its product as uncharacterized. The transcript has a single exon. NCBI's taxonomy places the organism in Eukaryota, Fungi, Ascomycota, Pichiomycetes, Serinales, Debaryomycetaceae. The record is from RefSeq and is a predicted model, not a curated record. The annotation marks the transcript as partial.
AUUGAUUAACUUUCAUUCUCAUUUACUAAUAUUGAACCUUAUUCAACAAUGAGAUUAUUAAUCAUCUAUUUUAUCAGUAUUAUUUCAGGAACCAAACUUUUCGAAAGGGAUGAUGACUGUAUCGAAAUCUGUACCAAGGCACAUGCUCUUAUUAAGCCAUGUUAUGAUUUAGCCCAUGACCACAUUGAGUUCAGCAAAUGCAUCUGUGAAGACGAAAAAUAUAGGAAAGCACUUCAAGAAUGUGCACAAAACUGUGCCGAUGAUACUGAUUAUGAAUCUGAACAGGAAGAUUAUGAAGAAUCAUGUAGGGACUUUAUGAAAAAUUAUUCUUCCUUAAAAUCGCUUGUUGGCCAAUUUUCCACUCCAACAAGCACCCAUGGUACUACUAAUUUAAAGUCAGCAACAACUGAGAAGGAUACGUCUACAAGGGCAACAGCCAGUGGAAAGGAUACCACUACAACAACCGAGAAGACAAGUUCUUUGACAACUCAAUCCGAAUCAAGCUCCAAUUCUCAGGAAACCACUGAAAAUAGUUCAACAAAGGGGUCAGCCGUUGGGUUAACUAUUGACUCUUUGGUCUAUUUGCUUGCAUUUUGUUUGAUUUAAAUUUUUUCAAAAUAAAAUUAUGUAAUUUUUAUCUUUUGUUUUAACAACCUCUUUUAUGCGUUUACGUAGUUAUUUAAGUAGUAAAUAAAAUGAUUGUUUC